Molecule: messenger RNA, 261 nt
Organism: Opisthorchis viverrini
Lineage: Eukaryota; Metazoa; Platyhelminthes; Trematoda; Opisthorchiida; Opisthorchiidae
Exons: 1
Coding region: 1-261 (86 amino acids)
Source: RefSeq, a predicted model, not a curated record
AUGGGACUGGAAACAAACAUCCGCUUUCCAAAUGGCAAGCAAUAUGCACUGCCUGACAUUUGCGAAGAUCAUAUUACCCGCGAACUGGAGAGCUUGCAACAACCGAUUCCUGAUUGUUGGACAGAAAAUUUUAUUUCUCUCCGUCCAAAGCGCCUGUGUUCGACAGCCAUUCCGGAAGAGAUUAAUGAAGAUAUUGAUGAAAAGCCUGUUGCAGCACUCGGUUUGCAAACACCCCAUGUGAACAAAACCAGUUCACAUUGA